CGGGAAGUCUUCGUGCUGUUUAGUUAUUUUCUCGAACUUCUGUUUACUUCCGCUUCUUCUCUGUAACUCACUACAACCUAAUAUUCUUGAAUAAAAUUAAGUCGUCAACAAGCGGCUUUGAAAGCAAGCUGAUUUAUGCCAAUGCAACUAUGUAAUCAUUCAUUAUCUGUUGAAUAAUAACUUCAAGAUGGCAGGAAAAGACUUAGUCUUCACAGUCAACGAAACAGACAUAAAUUUUGCUACCGGAAACUUCACUUCUCAAAAACCAGUAUUAAAUAAAUAUUAUCCGAUCCUGGCUGCAGAAAUGGGAUUAUCCAUUUUCUGCUCAACAGCUUUAAUAUUUGUAUAUAUCAUCAUUGGAGAACAUCGCACCGUACCCGGAAAGAAUGUCAUAUCUAUUUCUUUAUGUUUGAUAAUUACUUACAUAAUGCUCACCAUAGAUCUGCUCAUGAGGAAUAAUCUGAGUCAUGCUUUAUGCAUGGUGGUAGGCGUAAUAGUGCAAACAACUUUUUUGGCGACAUUUUUCUGGACUAAUGUUAUGUCUUAUGACAUCAUGAUAACAAUGGCGUCAGUCAAGUCUGAUGCUAUCACCACAUUUAAGUACUGGAAAUACUCAGUUUACGCAUGGACAAUGACAUUAUUAUGCGUCGUACCAGCUGUGGUGGUAGACAACAUCGAUGAAAUACCUAAUGAAUACAAACCAAGAUUUGGUGUGAAGAAAUGCUGGAUAUCUGGACAGCUGGCCUUUUUGAUUUACCUCAACGCACCCGUGGGUGUAACUUUGACAGCUAACUGUGUUUUCUUUAUUCUCACAGCCAAGACUAUCAUCAAAGUGAGGAGAUCUACCGCCAUUUUGGCUACAAACAGGCAUAAAAAAAGGUACAGUAGUUUGCAUUUCUAUGAAAUUUGUGACGAGCUU
Stegodyphus dumicola is the source of this 919-nucleotide messenger RNA. Its product is annotated as putative G protein-coupled receptor Mth-like 1. Lineage: Eukaryota; Metazoa; Arthropoda; Arachnida; Araneae; Eresidae. Gene Ontology annotation, molecular function: G protein-coupled receptor activity. Gene Ontology annotation, cellular component: membrane. The record is from RefSeq and is a predicted model, not a curated record. Gene Ontology annotation, biological process: cell surface receptor signaling pathway; G protein-coupled receptor signaling pathway.